Molecule: messenger RNA, 2363 nt
Organism: Telopea speciosissima
Lineage: Eukaryota; Viridiplantae; Streptophyta; Magnoliopsida; Proteales; Proteaceae
Product: CLP protease regulatory subunit CLPX1, mitochondrial-like
Exons: 15
Coding region: 72-2135 (687 amino acids)
Biological process (GO): protein catabolic process; proteolysis; protein folding
Cellular component (GO): mitochondrial matrix
Molecular function (GO): ATP hydrolysis activity; ATP binding; ATP-dependent protein folding chaperone
Source: RefSeq, a predicted model, not a curated record
CGAGUACGACUAUACCUGGCCAUUAUUAUCGAUCUAUCUAUCUAUCUAUGCUUUGAAUUCGAGGGAAAGGAAUGUCUGGAAUCUUCAGAUGGAAGAAGGUCGCAAGGGAAACGGCGACGAGAACUGUCCGAUUUUCAGCGCUAUCGGAGACUCAGUCGAACUACAGCUUCUCCCACAAAUCAUCGCCCAUCUCGACUCGAUUCAACUACCUCCACGUCGUCUCCUACCGUCGCAGGGAGUCUCUGAUGGGGUUCCAGGAGCGCUACAAAUGGGAGGGCAGCUCCGAUGACUUCCAGACUCGCAGGAUUCGAGCUGAGCCCAAUUGCCCACGCUGCUCCAAGAAGAUGGAUCUGCUCUUCUCAAAUCGCCAUCCCGCCACCGCCUCCUCUUCCAUAGCCCCUGGCGACAGGGGAGCCUACCAGGCCGUCAAUCUCUGCCGCAAUUGCAAGGCCGCAUACUACUUCCGCCCCUACAAGAUGGCUCCCCUGCAGGGCAGCUUCAUUGAGAUUGGCAGGGUCAGAGGAGGAGUACCAAAGGAUUCCGACAGGAAACCCGGCGAGAGUGGCAGAAAGGGAGACGGAAGCGCCCCAAGUGAUGGUGGUGCCGGUUCCGGUGCCGGCGAGGAGGAGUUUGGGAACCGGCUUCGGGUGUCGUACUGGGAGACGUUGAGGUCAUACAGUGGUGACCCACCUGAGAAUUGGCCACCUCCACCAACACCACCUGGGGAUAACGGGAAUGAGCUUGCGGUGCACACGCCUCCAGGCCCGCCUUUUGCUCCUGGCGUCAAUGUCAUACGGGCUGCCGGUCCAGGUGGCGGCGGUGGCAGUGGUGGCGGGUCAUUUGGGGAGAAGAGUGGAUGGGGUGGAUCCAAUUUGGGAAAGGAUUUGCCCACGCCCAAGGACAUCUGCAAGGGCCUCGAUAAGUUUGUUAUUGGUCAAGAACGAGCCAAAAAGGUGCUCUCAGUAGCUGUGUAUAAUCAUUACAAGAGGAUAUACCAUGCCUCUUUGCAGAAAGGGUCUGGAGGGGAAUCAGAGAACCCUGAAACUGAAAAUGAUGAUGAUUCAGUGGAACUAGAGAAAAGCAAUGUCCUCUUGAUGGGCCCAACGGGCUCAGGAAAGACAUUACUUGCAAAAACACUGGCUCGUUUCGUGAAUGUGCCCUUUGUUAUUGCUGAUGCGACAACAUUGACUCAGGCAGGUUAUGUUGGAGAGGAUGUGGAGUCAAUAUUGUAUAAGUUACUCACGGUUGCUGAGUUCAAUGUGCAAGCUGCUCAACAGGGAAUGGUCUACAUUGAUGAAGUUGAUAAGAUAACAAAGAAGGCUGAGAGCUUAAACAUUAGCAGAGAUGUAUCUGGUGAGGGUGUUCAGCAAGCAUUACUAAAAAUGCUUGAAGGAACCAUAGUGAAUGUUCCUGAGAAAGGAGCUCGGAAGCAUCCGCGUGGUGAUAACAUUCAGAUAGAUACAAAAGAUAUCCUUUUUAUAUGUGGUGGAGCCUUUGUUGAUUUAGAAAAGACAAUUUCAGAAAGACGACAAGAUUCUUCAAUUGGCUUUGGUGCACCAGUUCGUGCUAACAUGAGAACUGGUGGGCUAACUAAUGCUGCAGUGACAUCAUCCUUGCUGGAAACGGCUGAAAGUGGUGAUUUAAUUGCAUAUGGGCUAAUACCAGAAUUUAUUGGACGCUUUCCAAUUCUAGUUAGCUUGUCAGCACUUACGGAGGACCAACUUGUUCAGGUCCUGACGGAGCCCAAAAAUGCUCUUGGUAAACAGUACAAGAAAAUGUUUAGUAUGAACAAUGUCAAGCUACAUUUUACAGAGAAUGCCCUGAGACUGAUUGCAAAUAAAGCCAUGGCAAAGAACACUGGUGCAAGGGGUUUGAGGGCCAUAUUGGAAAACAUUCUAACUGAAGCCAUGUAUGAGAUACCAGAUGAAAAAUCAGGAAACGAAAGAGUGGAUGCAGUUGUGGUUGAUGAAGAGGCAGUUGGGACAGUGGAUGCCCCAGGACUUGGAGCAAAGAUUCUUCGGGGAGAUGGAGCACUGGAACGAUACCUUUCCGAAACCAAGUCAAAGGAACCUGUGGUGAGGAGUGAGGUGUUGGAAAGAGAGCAAGAGGUCACAUCAAGAGCCAUGAGCAUGUAGCUAUUGUUGGCAUGUGUAAAAUCUCCACUUUAUAUCUAUAUCUCAUUGGAAAUUUGGUGUAAUCAUCUCUUGUAAAACACAGCAAGGCUUCUUCUGUUCAAUUGAAAAGGAGAAAAGAAAGAGAGAAAAAAAAGGGGGAAGGAAAAAUGUAACAUGCUCAUUUAUAAACUGCAGCUUGUAUAAAACAUUUUUCUCAUUCAGGAAAAUGGGGUUUCUAAUCUUACCUCA